This is a messenger RNA of Aegilops tauschii subsp. strangulata, 1713 nucleotides long. Its product is annotated as putative E3 ubiquitin-protein ligase SINA-like 6. Lineage: Eukaryota; Viridiplantae; Streptophyta; Magnoliopsida; Poales; Poaceae. Gene Ontology annotation, molecular function: zinc ion binding. The record is from RefSeq and is a predicted model, not a curated record.
GACGGACGACGCUGGAGGUGCUGUCGGCUAGUCUGAUCAGGCAUACGAGGUCACCGCCCGCUACAAAUUAGUUUAUUUUUUAUGUUUUAUUUCAACGGAAGAAAUACCAUUUAGUUUAUGUAAAUUAUAUCAAAUUAUGUCCGUUUGCAUGAAUUCCGUGGUGUUUGCUGUCAUUUUUUUUAAUUGCAGAUGAAGGUUCGAGACAAGUGUUGAAUGAUCGGCUCCAUAUCAGUGGCCGCAGACGCGUCCACUGAUAAAUACUAGUACGUCCAUCUUAGGAGCUGGAGUUGCAUAAGUAUUUUUGAUGAUCCAGCUGGUUCUAUUCUUGGCAAGGUGUUAAAGAUUUCAGUUCUACUGAUAGCUUGCCUGACCUGGCUCUCAUCAGCUAGUACUAGUAGUACCAGUGUACCUCCAUAGUUGCACAGUCCAGCGUAUAGCCAGUUCCUUACUUGGCAACUUUAAGAGCCGAGCAGAGAGGUUGAGCAUGCAGGCUGCUAGUGGUAGUUCGUCGGAAAGGGUCAGGGGCUCGCCGUCGGCCAUGGAGACGGGCGGCGACCAGAGCGCCAAGAAGCAGAGGCUGGAGCUGGUGCUGGCCAGCCUGGCCCCGGUGAAGCAAGAGAUGGUCGUGGUCGUGCACGAUGCCGGCGAGAUGGUGCCCGCGGUACAGGCCCCGACCAAGGAGGUCCAUCUGGACCUCACGGUGCUCGACUGCCACUUCUGCUUCCGCCCCUUGAAGCCGCCCGUCCACCAGUGCAAUGGCGGGCACCUGGCCUGUGGCGACUGCCGCGGCGAGCGCCCCGGUAACGAGCGGCAGUGUGAAAAGUGCGAGCACGGCGGCGGCUUCGACGUCCAUAACACGGCGAUGGACGCCGUGGUCUCCGCGGCCAGGGUAGGGUGCGCGCACACCUGCUGCGGGCUCUUCAUCACCUACCACAAGCUCCAAGACCACCAGGACGCGUGCCGGUUCGCGCCCUGCAAGUGCCCCGUCCCCGGCUGCGGCUUUGAAUGCAUGCCGCGGACGCUCCCCCGCCACCUCACCGCCGUCCACCCCAUGCCCGUGCAAACGAUCCACUAUGGCAAGGUUCUCCAGCUGCAGGUGCCGGUGUUGGAGCCGCGGCGCCUGCUGUUCGCGGAGGAGGACAAUCACGUUUUCCUCGUGGUCGGCGGCGCUCUCGGUCCGAGCGCACCUAUAGCUGUGUCGGUCGUUUGCAUCAGGGCCGGGGCCUCCCCACCGCCGCACUACACGGCCAAGGUGUGGGUGAAUGGGCCGCCGUCGGCGGUUAACGGUAGGGUCAACACCGUCAGGGCCGAAAUCGAGGUGACGAGCACCAAGGAGCCCGACGUCCUCGCCGUGGAGGAGCUGAUGACCUUCUUGGCGGUGCCGCCCAAGAUGCUUGCUUGGGAUGGGCCGUCCAGGUCCAGGAUGGUUUCGCUCCGCAUUCGUAUCGACAAGACCUCAUCCUAAAUGAUUCCACAAGUUUAGUCUUCUAGUGAUCUUAGUAAUGUGGGGUUUAAUUUGGUUUACUUUAGCUUAAGAGAUGAUGGAUUUUGGUGAUUAUGGAGCAGUUACUUCAACAUUAGGUCAGCAGUUGAAGUAAUUUCCGACAGUGGAAGGUGUAUUUGUUGACUGUUGGAUACAAGAUCCUUUGGGUAACAAGUGAACCUAAAUGUACGCUGCUUAUAUGUUUAAUUAUUAUAACAGAGUGUUGCAUA